Molecule: messenger RNA, 2065 nt
Organism: Zeugodacus cucurbitae (melon fly)
Lineage: Eukaryota; Metazoa; Arthropoda; Insecta; Diptera; Tephritidae
Gene: Flo2
Product: flotillin-2
Exons: 7
Coding region: 334-1611 (425 amino acids)
Biological process (GO): regulation of myoblast differentiation; protein localization to plasma membrane
Cellular component (GO): plasma membrane
Source: RefSeq, a predicted model, not a curated record
GUCGAGAGUUGAGUUAAGAUUGUGCGGUCGUGUGGUCGUCUUUUACGUACAUUUGUGUGCUGAGAGUGUAAAUUGUUGGUUAAAAAGCAAAAGUAGGGAAAAAAACGUAUCAAAAUAGUUAAGCAAAAAGUAAACUACUGAAAAAAGCUGAAAAAGUUUCCCUUUUUUCCCACCGUGUAAAAUCAUUGUGAAAUAGUGUCAGUGCAUAUAGAAAGUGUGUAUAUUUGUGCAUUAAAAUUAUAGAAUUUAAAUAAAACAAAACCAAAAAAUCAAAAUACAAUACAACUAAUUUACUAAAACAGUAAAGGAUUCAGCAAUCAGCAAAAAGCCAAGAUGGGUAACAUUCAUACGACUGGACCAAAUGAGGCGUUAAUUGUUUCAGGUGGUUGCUGUGGUUCCACCAAGAAACGCACCAUUGUCGGCGGUUGGGCAUGGGCCUGGUGGCUGGUGACAGACGUGCAACGCCUCUCGCUCGAGGUGAUGACGCUCAAUCCCAUGUGCGAAAAUGUCGAGACGGCACAGGGUGUACCAUUAACUGUAACCGGUGUGGCGCAAUGCAAAAUCAUGAAGGCUGACGAAUUAUUGGGCACCGCCAGCGAACAGUUUCUGGGCAAGAGCGUUAAGGAGAUCAAGCAGACGAUAUUGCAAACAUUGGAGGGCCAUUUGCGUGCCAUACUCGGAACGCUUACAGUAGAAGAGGUUUACAAAGAUCGCGACCAAUUCGCUGCGCUGGUACGCGAAGUAGCCGCACCUGAUGUCGGUCGCAUGGGCAUUGAAAUACUCUCAUUCACCAUCAAGGACGUCUAUGAUGAUGUGCAAUAUUUGGCAUCGUUGGGCAAGGCGCAAACGGCGAGCGUGAAGCGUGAUGCCGACGCUGGUGUGGCCGAAGCCAAUCGUGAUGCCGGUAUACGCGAGGCUGAAUGUGAGAAGAGCGCCAUGGACGUGAAAUACUCCACGGACACGAAAAUCGAGGACAAUUCACGUAUGUAUAAGUUGCAAAAGGCCAACUUUGAUCAGGAGAUCAAUACAGCGAAAGCUGAAUCGCAAUUGGCUUACGAAUUGCAAGCCGCAAAGAUACGACAGAGAAUACGUAACGAAGAAAUACAAAUCGAAGUUGUGGAACGUCGCAAACAAAUCGAAAUCGAAGCACAAGAAGUGCAGCGCAAGGAGCGCGAACUGAUGGCUACCGUUAAACUGCCAGCCGAAGCGGAGUCACAUCGUGUGCAGACCAUUGCGCAGGGCAAACAAUGUCAGACAAUCGAGUCGGCACGCGCUGAUGCCGAGAAGAUACGCAAAAUUGGUGGUGCCGAAGCUCACGCCAUUGAAUUAGUCGGUAAAGCUGAGGCGGAACGCAUGCGUAUGAAGGCGCAUGUCUAUAAACAGUAUGGUGACGCUGCCAUUAUGAAUAUUGUACUGGAAUCUCUGCCUAAGAUCGCUGCCGAAGUAGCUGCACCACUCGCCAAGACCGAUGAGAUCGUACUCAUUGGCGGUAAUGAUAACAUAACAAACGAUGUUACACGCCUAGUAGCACAAUUACCACCGUCCAUCAACGCACUCACCGGCGUCGAUUUGUCGAAAGUAUUGUCGAAGAUACCCGGAGCCAAGGCGUGAAAUUCAAUGCAACACUCCAGUAUGCAAACACCACAAGAUGCCCGAACGAUGAUGUUGAUGACAUAAAGAUAUAAACGAUAAUUGGAAUGGAAUGACACGUGGGAAAAUGAUUAUUGAAACACAGAACAAAGGAAAAUUUAUAAAAAAUAUAAGAAAUAAUAAAUGCAAAAAUUAUGACGAAGUAUGGGGAGGAAGAAACUGCUAAACUGGAAGAAUUAUGAUAUAAAUAUAAGAACACAAUCACAAAAACAACAAAAUAAAUGCUAAAUUUUAACGCAAUGUUUAGAAAUCAAUAAAUCAAUGUAAUGGAUAAAACUACGAAAGUAUAAAUAUUAAAGAAGUAUAAAAAAGCAAAAAAUGUGUCAUAAAAGAAUAUUCAAAUUUGUGCGAACUCAAAGCAAAAAAAAAAAAAAAGAACUCUGGCUUAAGCGCCUAUUUUGCAGUGAAUUAGUAA